This is a messenger RNA of Vigna radiata var. radiata (mung bean), 3003 nucleotides long. RefSeq names its product protein EARLY FLOWERING 3. NCBI's taxonomy places the organism in Eukaryota, Viridiplantae, Streptophyta, Magnoliopsida, Fabales, Fabaceae. Bases 641 to 2761 code for a protein of 706 amino acids. Gene Ontology annotation, biological process: regulation of photoperiodism, flowering. The record is from RefSeq and is a predicted model, not a curated record. The transcript has 5 exons.
AAGUGCCAUGUAAGUAUAUCCAUGAAUGUUAUCCAGAAAGAAAAGAGAAGAUUAGAAAAAGAAAAUCCAGUUAAAAAAUUUAGUGCAUUAGGGAGGUUCUAGUUCUAUCCAAAAAAGGGGGUCCACAUUGUUUGCACUUUUCUUUCUUUUUUCCCUUUCUAAGAUGAUGAUCCAUUCCUUCUCCUUUUCCCCUUCUCGAAUUUGUUCCCUCUCUUCUGUCCCUUCCCAACAUCACUCCUUCUUGUUCCUAAAUUCUCGCCUUCUCUGCCAAUUCGCGCCAUUACUUUUUCUCACAUCAACUACUUCUGCUCUGACCCGUUUCCCUUCCCAAACGCUUCUUGCACAAUUUCAAACUUCUUCGGUUCCCUGGAUACCCUAUUGAGAAAGGUUGAGAUUUGACUUCAUAUCGAGAAGUGGGUAGGUUCAAUAUCCACAAGUUCAGCCCCUACCGUCAUCAAAAUACUAGCUUGUUUUGGAGUUUCAUGGUUAAGUGUUAAUCUGACGUUAAUCGUGUUGUUGGUGAGAGAUUUUUUUGGAUUUGUGGAUAAGAGAAUCAUGUAUUGCAAAAUUUAGCAUAAAAGGACAAGAAAGAAACGUAAGGUAUUGUGUACUGUUAGGAUUAAGAUUUGGAGAUAUAAGAAUGAGGAGAGGGAAGGAUGAUGAGAAGGUGAUGGGGCCAAUGUUCCCUAGGCUACAUGUCAAUGAUACAGAAAAGGGAGGACCAAGAGCACCACCUAGGAAUAAGAUGGCCCUCUAUGAGCGGUUUAGUAUUCCCUCUCAAAGGUUCAAUUCAGGUGUUCUGCCACUCAACCAAAAUAUUUCCAGUAAUACUGCUCCCCCUACAUCCUCAAGUCAGGGGACUGUCCCUGAGAGAAAUCAUGUCUUUCCUGUUCAUAUGCCAUCGCAGAAACCUAUUCGUCCCGUAGAAAAAUGUCACUCUCGCCAAUCGGAAGAGGCAAAUUUGACUUGUUCUCUUGAACAGAGAAAGAAGGUAUAUGAAGAAGACUUUAGGGUUCCUGUAUACGUUCAUUCAAGGGUUGGUCAGUGUAAUGAUAAAAGUGUUGAGAGUUUCGACAGGAAAAAGAUCACUCAUACAGGCACUAGGUAUUUCGGUUGUUCAGUUGCAGGGCAAAGUGAUUGUGAAAGGGUUCCCAAACAAUUUGGGUCCUCACAUGUUAGGAAAGAUGCGCGAUGUGAGACUGAUGGUCUUCCACAAGUAAGUACAAGUAAAGACCAGCCAUUAACGUCUGUCCGAAGCAUAUCAACGAGAGAAAAUAUUGACACCUUAGUAAGGCAAGCCAAGGUGACUCCGAAUCAAGAGUUUCAAGAUUGUCAUGUAUCAAAAAGGAACAGGUUUAGACAGGAUGAUGCUUGCUUACGGCAGGACUGUGGAGUGGGGUCCCAAUCCAAUGACAUUGGACACAGUGGUUCUCUUGUUCAGUCUUCAAGGAAGAUUGGUAAUGGAAAUGCCGCUACAGCAAACAAAACCAAUCCAGCUGAGGCAAUCAAUGACACUGGACAUCAUGAUACCGGGACGGGCAGUCUGAUACAGGGGGGAAAAUUAAAUGGAAGUGACAAUGCUUCAAAGAUCUCCCCGGUAGACAAUUUGUCACCAGUGAACAUUUCUCCAGAUGAUGUUGUUGGAAUAAUAGGUCAAAAGCAAUUCUGGAAAGCUAGAAGAGCAAUUGCCCACCAACAGAGAGUGUUUGCUGUCCAAGUGUUUGAGCUUCACAGAUUGAUAAAGGUCCAACAACUGAUGGCUGGAUCACCCGAGGUUUUGCUUGAAGAUGGCACUUUUCUGGGAAAGUCUAUUCCAAAGGGAUCUACUCGGAAGAAACUUUCACUGGAAUAUGUUGUAAAACCUUGGCAACAAACCCUUAAGCGCAAAGAUGAUUCUGAAAAGUUAAAUCAUAAAAUGGAAUGUUCUGCGGAGAACGCAGUUGGCAAGACGUCUCUCUCAUCAGUGAAAAACGAUAGCCACCUUUCAAACUACACUCCUUUUCCAAGAAAUCCUCAACAGGCAAAUGUGGCUGCUGACAGUGGAAUGGGCCCUUGGUGUUUCCAGCAGUCAGCCGGGCACCAAUGGUUAGUUCCUGUUAUGACUCCUUACGACGGGCUUGUCUACAAGCCAUAUCCUAGGCCUGGAUUCACAGGAACAGAUGGUGGAGGAUGUGGGCCUGCUCCUUUUGGUGGUAAUUUUAUGAAUCCAGCCUAUGGAAUCCCAACUUCUCAUCAAGGAGUUGGGGUUUCACCACAAACACCUCCAGGAAGUCUUGCUUACUUCCCUCCAUAUGGGAUGACAGUUAUGAAUGCAACAAUGUCAGAGUCAGCUGUUGAUCAGGUGAACCAGUUCUCUUCACUAGGUUCUCACAGGUAUAAUGGCCAUUUACCUGGAGGGGAAUCUAAUCAUAUCACAAACAAUCAAAGCUCUCGUAAUUUACCAACUCCGAGAAAUGGAGCAUCGUCACAUGUCCUGAAAUAUCAGACAUCUAAGGAUUUUGAGUUGCAGGGUAGUACAGCAAGUAGUCCUGAUGAAAUGGCACAGGCAUUAAGCACAGGGCAAGUUGCAGAAGGAAGGGAUGUUCUUCCUCUUUUCCCUAUGGUUCCGGCAGAACCUGAGUCUAUUCCUCGCUCUCUUGAAACCGGACAACCAACUCGAGUAAUCAAAGUCGUGCCGCACAACCGAAUAUCAGCAACUGCUUCAGCAGCUAGAAUUUUUCAAUCAAUUCAGGAAGAGAGAAAACAGUAUGACUCAGUCUAGUGAUGGUUCAAGAAGUCUGCCUAGUUCCUGUUCUUUCUUGAGUAUUAUGUCAUGAAACAAACUGUUUUAUUUCAUACUUCUUAUCGUAGUUUUGACCUUGUUACAGCACAUUGGUAUGUAGAUACAUGUGGUAUUUCAGAACUGGUCAAAAUGUAAUAUUUAUUGUAUCUUGUUUCCAUACAUGUUCGUUCUACACAUAAGUGCUGCUCUUCCUCUGUUUCGGAGGAGUUAUUUUACCCUUA